UGCGGGACUACUAAAUAUAGUAGGUGUAGUUGACGUUGAUGUUGAUGAAGAAGAAUCUGGGGAUUGAUACACAGAGAGCGUGACGAGAUUUCCAUUUUUAUUAUUAUUUUUUUUUGCUUUUUUCCUUUCUGGGAAAUUUAUAAAGCUAGCUAGCAACAAAGAAAGAGUGGUAGUAGAAUUUGCGAUUUGAAAAAAUGGCGGAGGAAGUAGACGUUGCUAAGGCUGUUGAACCUGCUGCACCCUUGGCAGCUGAACCACCUCUGGCGUCGGCAGUUCCGCCUAACGACGUCGUUGAGGAGAAGGCUAUUGUGAAGGCGGAAAAAGCUUCAGAGCCUUCAGUGCAGAAGAGCCCCAAAGGAUCUGUUGACAAGGAUGUUGCUCUUGCCGAGGUUGAAAAUGAGAAAAGAUUGUCCUUCAUCAAGGCAUGGGAGGAAAGCGAAAAAACUAAAGCAGAAAACAAGGCUCAAAAGAAGUUGUCUGAAGUUUCAUCAUGGGAAAAUACCAAGAAAGCAGCUAUUGAAGCUAAAUUGAAGAAAAUUGAGGAACAACUGGAGAAGAAAAAAGCAGAUUAUGGUGAAACAAUUAAAAACAAGAUUGCUGAGAUUCACAAGCAGGCGGAAGAGAAAAAAGCCAUGGUUGAAGCCAGGCGUCGUGAAGAAAUCCUUAAAGCAGAUGAGAUGUCUGCUAAAUACCGUGCAACUAAUCAAGCUCCCAAACAGGUGGGGUGUUUUGGAUGCUAAGCUUCUCCGGGCUUCUAAUAUAGCAUGAAGAACAAGUUUCAUUAUCCUUGUAAAUUUGUCUAUUUGUUGUUGUACUUGCGUGUUUAUGGAUGCGAGGACACAUGUUUUUUUUUUUUUGAAGUGGUUUGUAUAGAAAAAGAGCUUAAAGCCUGUGAAAGCAAGGCUUAUGUUUACGAUUUCUGCUACUGUGUAAUUCUCUCAGUUCAUGAACACAUUCUGCUUCUGCAAGUCUCCUCCUCGGUUGGAUGCUUGUAUUUGCAGCAAUGGUUGUGUUUUGAUUGCAUUUUUCA
Coffea arabica (coffee) is the source of this 1030-nucleotide messenger RNA. Its product is annotated as remorin 1.4-like. The record is from RefSeq and is a predicted model, not a curated record. NCBI's taxonomy places the organism in Eukaryota, Viridiplantae, Streptophyta, Magnoliopsida, Gentianales, Rubiaceae.